Molecule: messenger RNA, 1362 nt
Organism: Arachis stenosperma
Lineage: Eukaryota; Viridiplantae; Streptophyta; Magnoliopsida; Fabales; Fabaceae
Exons: 4
Coding region: 1-1362 (453 amino acids)
Molecular function (GO): nucleic acid binding; RNA-DNA hybrid ribonuclease activity
Source: RefSeq, a predicted model, not a curated record
AUGGCAAAUGUGGUGCUAGUCAAGAAGCAAAACGGCAAGUGGAGGAUGUACGUCGACUACACUGACUGGAAUAAGGCGUGUCACAAAGACCCAUAUCCCCUACCAAACAUUGAUACCUUGGAGUUCAAAAGGUUUUUAAGCCAACCUUCCAUUCUGACCCGACCUGCCAUUGGAGAAGAACUCGUCCUGUAUUUGUCUGUAGCAGACAAAGCUGUAGCAUCAGCUCUAAUAUGGGAAGACGAGGUCGGGAAACAUCCUGCUCACACAAUAAGGGUUCAAACGAACCAGCCCAUGAAGGAAAUCCUCCAGAAGAUGGAUAUUGCGGGUAGAAUGGUUCAAUGGGCAAUAGAGGCAUCCAAAUUCGACUUAAAGUACGAAACUCGGACUGCAGUUAAAGCCCAAUGCCUCACCGACUUCGUGGCAGAAUACGCAGGAGAUCAAAAGGAAGCCUCCACAACAUGGGAGUUAUACGUGGACGGCUCCUCCAACAAAAUUGGAAGCGGUGCAGCUUCUAACAAUCAGGCAGAAUAUGAAGCCUUGAUUGCAGGGUUAAAACUGGCGGAAGAAGUUGGUGCAACGAAAGUAGUUGUGUUCAGCGACUCCCAAGUGGUGACCUCACAAAUUAAUGGGGAGUAUCAGGCUAAAGACCCCAAUAUGAAGAGAUACUUGGACAAAACUUUGGAAUAUCUCAGGCAUUUUGCAGAAACUGAGAUCAAACACAUAACUCGGAAUCUCAAUAGCAGGGCAGAUGCCCUCUCCAAAUUAGCAAGUACCAAGCCAGGAGGGAACAAUAGAAACCUGAUCCAAGAAACUCUCCAAGAAUCCUCUGUCGCAAAAGUAGAGGCUAAGCAAGAUAUCUUUGAAGUGUCCAGAUUGGACCUCGGAUGGAUGAACCAACUAAUCAAAUAUAUAAAAUUCAACACCCUACCUAGAGAGGAAAAAGAGGCCAAAAAAAUUCGGAGGGAAGUGCAAAACUACACUUUGGUGAAAAAUACCCUCUACAAAAGGGGGACAUCAACACCAUUAUUGAAGUGUGUCCCGAAUUCAAAGACGACGGAAGUAUUUGAGGAGGUCCACAAUGGUAUCUGUAGGAAUCAUCUCGGAACAAGGUCCCUGGCUAGGAAAGUUAUCCAAGCCGAGUUCUACUGGCUGAAUUUGCUGAAAGAUGCCACCGAGUUCGUGAAGAAGUGUCAGCUAUGCCAAAUGCAUGCAAACUUCCACGUCGCUCCCCCCGAGGAGCUUAUCAGAAUAACUUCUCCAUGGCCUUUUGAAAAAUGGAGAUUUGACCUACUAGGAUCUUUUUCCCAAGCACCUGGGCAAGUAAAAUAUCUGAUAGUGGGAGUAGACUACUUCACAAAGUAG